CUUACUUCCUGUGUCAUUAACGCUUGAUUGGGAGUAGGAGAUGAGCGUCACGUAGUGUAGGCUACACUUGUCCUAUCUCAUUGCAACCAAAGUCAAACAAGUCAUGAUGAACAGAUAAAGCACCUGUCGGCUUACUCUCUACACCCACUUAACCGAUCGCAUUCUGCCAGUAUUCAUUGGACACCAUAACAAAGGUGAAACAACAAUAUAUCAAAAUAUGGAAGGUGAAAUAUUCCAAGAGGUGAAAGAAGAAAACUUUGCAAAAGUUCUUGAAGUGCUGAAACAAGAUUGGCCUAAACAUUUCAUGUUGUAUCAGACUAUUAAAGUUUUUGAGGAGUACAAGAAGGCUGGUACAGAAUGGAAACACAAUCUUUAUGUGUAUGGGGACUUGGAAACAGGCGUUUAUUUACAACGAAUCUCUGCAGAGUAUCCAAACAGAAAUAUAAAUUUGCUUUAUGUCUACACUACAAACCCUGAUCUGACCGAGUUGAAGAAAGGUUUAAUGGAGACAACAAUAAUUCCAUGGCACACACAUGAAUAUAUGUUUGAAAUGACACCAAAUAGUGAGCUCGAUGUGAUACAAGAAGUCCUUACAACCAAGAAUGUAACAUGUGAUGCCAGAACAAACACAUUGUUUAUAUAUCCUCCCGAAAAGGAUUUACAAAUGAACCCACUGCCAGAAGAUGUCUAUGUAGACAAGCUAGAUGUGUCCCAUGCAGCGGAAGUGAACAGAAAUUGGCCUCACAGACAUACGGGCUCAGAGCUGAUGCUUACAGAACAUAUACUGAGGAACUUCGGAAUAGGUCUGUUUAGAAGAAGCGAUAAGAAAUUACUGAGUUCUGCACUUAGCAAACACACAGGAGGAUUGUUUGUGAUGUACACAGAACCUGAGUUCCGGGGCAAAGGUUACGCUGUUAUUGUGGUCCAACACAUGAUACAAGAGUGCAGGAAACGUGGCAGGUUACCCUUCUGUACUGUGCUACUAAACAACAAGGCUUCUCAAAAUAUGUUUAUAAAAGCUGGCUUUGAGCCAUAUACUCUAGCUGAGUACAUUUAUCCAUCAAACUACUUUUGUUGAAAUUAGCAAUACUGUGUAUAGUAUUGAAAAUGAAUUUGUGAGAAAACAUUUUAAAUUUGUAGCUUCUUAUUCGAAUGACUAUUGCAACUGAACAACAUUUGUAAAUAAAUUCACGUAUCUCAGCUAAGUUUGUUAGCCAGCUCAGUACGCAAUUUCAUUCCAAUAUGUUGACCAUUUAAACUUUAACCCUGGACAAGCUUGGACUUCUCAAGGUUACCUGACCGACCACAUUGUUACAAUGCCUGGAAUGCGUCUCUGAUACCACCAGUCAGACAUCGAACUGCCCUUCAUGACAAGAAACCUUAAACAAUGGGAGCACGACUUUACAAUCAGCUCCCAGCUUCCUUCAAACAACUGACUGGAAAGGCAAUGAAGAGAAACUCGAUUUGUAGUUAUUGGAACAUCCUAUCUACACUGUUCAAGAAUUUACUGAAGAGAUCAGCCAGACUUUACAUUAAAACUCCAUCAAUUUACUAUGUAUCAUAUGUAUAUUCUGAUCUAUAACUGUUCUCAAUGUUCAUGUUAAUAAAGAGAUUCUGAUUCUGAAAA
This is a messenger RNA of Homalodisca vitripennis (glassy-winged sharpshooter), 1627 nucleotides long. RefSeq names its product glycine N-acyltransferase-like protein 2. The record is from RefSeq and is a predicted model, not a curated record. Gene Ontology annotation, molecular function: acyltransferase activity, transferring groups other than amino-acyl groups. NCBI's taxonomy places the organism in Eukaryota, Metazoa, Arthropoda, Insecta, Hemiptera, Cicadellidae. Bases 218 to 1078 code for a protein of 286 amino acids. The transcript is spliced from 6 exons.